Messenger RNA from Mangifera indica (mango), 1365 nucleotides. RefSeq names its product phosphoglycerate mutase-like protein AT74. The record is from RefSeq and is a predicted model, not a curated record. The transcript has 3 exons. The coding region runs from base 221 to 1099 and encodes 292 amino acids. Lineage: Eukaryota; Viridiplantae; Streptophyta; Magnoliopsida; Sapindales; Anacardiaceae. Gene Ontology annotation, molecular function: phosphatase activity.
GUGGGAUUCUUCCAAGUGAAAAGUGGGUAACCCUCUGUAAUCCAAUUCCAAUUCAACCCAACAAUGGUUUGUUAUUUCUUGGAUUUGGCAUAUCAUUUUACUCAGUAGUAAUAAAACAUUGGUUCAACAUUUGGAUCUUGCUCAUGAAGAAGAUGAUGAUGUGAAUGGAAGGAAGCUUAUAAAUAAACAAAUUAAAGCAAGAAAACUUGUAAAUCAAGAAAUGUCAGUGCAUCAAAACAACGACGGCGACAAACAACGCAGCUAUCUUCUACCAAAACGCAUCAUUUUAGUCCGUCACGGCGAGUCUCAGGGGAACCUCGACGACGACGCCUACUCAACCACCCCUGACCACAAAAUCCCCCUAACGGAACUGGGAAUCACGCAGGCCAGACAUUGUGGCUCCCAUUUGAAGUCCUUGAUCUCCGCCAACACCACCUCCUCUGACUACCGCCUAUACUUUUACGUCUCGCCCUACGAGCGCACCAGAUCUACUCUCCGCGAGAUUGGAAGGUUCUUCUCCAAGAAACACAUCAUUGGUGUCAGAGAAGAGUGUCGGAUUAGAGAACAAGAUUUCGGUAAUUUUCAGGUUAGUGAGAGAAUGAAAGUGAUAAAAGAGACAAGAGAGAAGUUUGGGAGGUUUUAUUAUCGAUUUCCUGAAGGGGAAUCUGCUGCAGAUGUUUUUGACCGAGUUUCAAGUUUUUUUGAAUCCCUUUGGAGGGACAUAAACUUCAACAGGCUUAACAUUGAUCCCUCCCAGGAACUAAAUCUUGUCAUUUUAUCACAUGGCUUGGCCGCACGUAUCUUUCUCAUGAAGUGGUUUAAAUGGACAGUUGAGCAAUUUGAGCUCUUAAACAACCUCGAAAACUGUGAGUUUCGAGUAAUGGAGUUAGGAGAGGGUGGAGAAUAUAGCUUGGCUAUGCAUCACACAGAGGAAGAGAUGCUCGAAUGGGGGCUCUCUCCUGCAAUGAUCGCUGACCAAAAGUGGCGAAUCAAUGCCAGUAGGGGUGAUUGGAAUGAAAAUUGUUCAUGGUUCUUUGACGAAUUUUUUGAUCAUUUGACAGAUGCAGAAGAAGAAAAGAAAGAAGAUGAUACAAAAUAAUACCUUGCUGAUUUCACCAUUAACUCAUCAUUGUUGCGAAAAAGAUCAAACACUUGAAUGCUGUAAAGAAUCAGUUCUCAAUGGGUCCUUAAAACUCUAAUUCUUAAAAUGCAGAUUCUUUCAGGUGAAUACAUGAUACCAAGAGAUUCCCCCAGCUAGAGUAGUGGCAUCUUUAUAAGGUUGGAUUGUAAUACUUUGUUAGUUAAAAUUCUGUCUGGAUUAGUUGUGAUGCUCUUAAUGGAAAAGCUGUUGGAAGUUGCAUUCAA